Messenger RNA from Medicago truncatula (barrel medic), 1200 nucleotides. RefSeq names its product stemmadenine O-acetyltransferase. Lineage: Eukaryota; Viridiplantae; Streptophyta; Magnoliopsida; Fabales; Fabaceae. The coding region runs from base 1 to 1200 and encodes 399 amino acids. The record is from RefSeq and is a predicted model, not a curated record. The transcript has a single exon.
AUGGAAGCAUUCUCAAAUGUCUCAAGAAGGUUAAAAAACUCACUAUCUGAGGCACUAACAAUUUUCUACCCUCUUGGUGGUAGAAGAAGUGAUAUCUUUUCCAUUGAUUGCAAGGACGAAGGUGCAAUUUAUAUGGAGGCUUCAAUAAACAUGGAAAUGAGUGAGUUCCUAAGUCCACCCAAAUUGGAAUUAAUGAACAAAUUGCUUCCUUGUGAGCCAAACAAAACACAACCUUACAAUGAAGUAUUGCCCCAAAUAUUAGUCCAAGUGAACCAUUUUAAUUGUGGGGGGAUAGCUAUUGGAUUGUGCAAUCUUCACACAAUACUAGAUGCACAUUCUUGUAGUUUAUUCUUGAAAACAUGGUCUUCUAUUUGUAAUGGGUCAAGGAAUGAAAUUUGUGAGCCAAAUUUCUCAAUUGCUUCUUCAUAUUUCCCUCUAAGAAACACCAUCGGUGUUAGAUCCGAUGUGUUAAAUGUUAACAAAGGAGUAGAGAUAAAAGUCGAGUGUUCUAUAAGAAGAUUCUUGUUUGAUAACAAAUUAAUAAAUGAAAUGAAGAAAAUUUCAAAAAAUGACGGAAUUAUAAAACCUACUUCCUACAAGGUAGUGUCUUCAUUUAUAUGUAAACACAUGAUUGUAGCAUGCAUCAAGGAUCUUUGUGACGAAAGCAAGAAGCAAGUGGUGAAUUUACAUGUUGUAGACAUCAGGAGAAGGAUGGGAGAGAAUGUGUUACAAAAUUCAAUAGGAAAUUUAAUAUGGCCUGCAACGGUUGUUUAUGAUAAUGUCAACAAAAACACUAAUACUAGUGAUAUGGUUAAAAUUUUGGAAGAAGAAAUUGGAAAUGUUAAUGAGGAAUUGUUUCUAAAAGUGAAAAACGAUCCUAGUUUUUUAUGGAGUGACGUGCGUGCUGAAUUAACGCUUGAAAAAGUGGGUAAAAAUCCAAUUUUAUUUGUGUUCACAAGUUGGGGAAAUAUGGGAUUCAAAGAGAUUGAUUUUGGUUGGGGGAAGCCUUUAUGGAUCGCACAAAGAGGUGUUACAAAAGAAGCUAUUCCAAACCAAGUUGUGUUGAUGGAAACAUAUGAGGGAAUUGAGGCAUGGGUGACAAUGGCUGAAAAUCAUUUAGAUGGCUUGGAAAAUAAUAUAGAAUUUCUUAAAUUUGCCUUACAUAAUCCCAACAUUAAUUUUAACCGUUCUGAUAUUUAA